Molecule: messenger RNA, 5164 nt
Organism: Seriola aureovittata
Lineage: Eukaryota; Metazoa; Chordata; Actinopteri; Carangiformes; Carangidae
Gene: stc1
Product: stanniocalcin 1
Exons: 4
Coding region: 151-987 (278 amino acids)
Biological process (GO): intracellular calcium ion homeostasis
Cellular component (GO): extracellular region
Molecular function (GO): hormone activity
Source: RefSeq, a predicted model, not a curated record
CCCAUGCAGACUUGACAUCGGUGCUAUCUGUCAUGCAAGUCAAAAGGAUAGUGAGGAGUCCAAUGUAGAGACAUUGCUGGCAGCCUACUUGUACUAGCCUACAUUUGUUCUGUUUUCGGCGCUGCAGAAGCUUUUGGAGCUUUUAUUCCUAUGAAUUACACACAGAGCAGGAGGCGUCUCUUUCCAUUUAGUUGUAUCAUCUGUGUUGAGAGGACGAUGCCUUUGAGGACCGGACUUUUUCUCCUGAUGGUGCUGAACGCAUCUGCAAAUGAACUGGAUCAGAACGAGUCUUAUUCGCCCAGGAGAGCACGCUUUUCUGCCAAUAGCCCUUCAGAUGUGGCACGCUGUCUCAACAGUGCCCUCCAAGUUGGCUGCGGAGCCUUCGCCUGCCUGGAAAACUCAACUUGUGACACAGAUGGCAUGCAUGACAUCUGCAAGUCCUUCUUAUACAGUGCUGCUAAAUUUGACACUCAGGGUAAAGCAUUUGUGAAGGAGAGCCUUAAGUGCAUUGCCAAUGGCAUCACCUCGAAGGCAUUCCCCACCAUCCGCCGCUGCUCCACCUUCCAAAGAAUGAUAUCUGAGGUCCAAGAGGAGUGUUACAGCAAGCUGGAUAUCUGCACUGUUGCCCGAUCUAAUCCAGAUGCUAUUGGUGAAGUGGCACAGCUGCCAAGUCACUUCCCCAAUAGGUUUUAUGGUAAGCUGCUUCAAAGCCUGAUGGACUGUGAUGAGGACACAGUGGACCGCGUUAGGACCAGCAUGGUGUCGCGGCUGGGCCCAGAGAUGACCAUGCUUAUUCAGCUGCUGCAGAACAAGCCCUGCCCAUCCACUGCUGUGGCUGCAGCUGCCGCCAUCCCAACUGGAGUGGAGGGCCGUGGGAGCUGGCGCUGGUCCAUGGGUCCCCAUAUGUACAAGAUCCAGCCUAAUCUGCGAAACAGAGACCCUGCCAGUCAUUUUGGCAAAAAGCGCUCUGCCAGUGACAGCUCCUAACUUCCACUCAGAUUCAAAAAAACUCCACACACCCCUCAAAACAUCACGAAAGCUCCUCUAUUCCCUAGGGGUGAUAAAAUCCAUUCCUCUGCUAGACUGGAAGUUACAGAAAUAUGCACCUCUAGGGAAUGCCGGAACGCCCAUAGAGUUGAUAUCAGAGUUUGAUUGUCGUUAUAUUGUAUAUCCUACACUAUAGGCUUGAGAGAACCCCCCUUCCAUCGACUGUUUUCAAACGUGUCCGCUCACAGUUAGUGUUGAACAUGUGGCUGUUGCAUCUGCGCAACACGGUCCUGUUCAUACUCCUCCUCACCUCCUUCAACAGGGAUGAAUCCUUAAGAUGUCUCUUGAUGCCAAGCAAGAAAAAAGAAAAGAAAAAAAAGCAGCCAUGGUGAUUCACACCUCUAGAGCACAAGUCCGUACUUUAAAAGACAAAAACACAAUCUCAUUAUCCUGACAUUUGUUCAUGAAUAGAGAUAGUUGGAUUAUUAUUAGUUCAUUGAUAGGAAUGCGAAAUUAUUGGUAGAUGUAUCUAAUAUUUCAGCAAUGAGACCAGUCAAAUUGUGAGCAUGAGAUGUGGAAAUGAGUUUCAUAUCUAUUUUCUGACACUAACAUAACACUUAAAUGUACUGUACACUAAGUUAUCUGAGACAGCCAUAGCAAGCCCUCUAAACGAGAGUGCUCAUACGGAGUGAGGUCUGUAGAGGUUUCAUGAUAACCUUUGAGAGGUUACCUUAAACUGACCAAAAAACUUCAAACUGCCCUGAAUGCUAUUCAUGAAAUACCAAAAUAGUGUAUAGCUAUAGUACUUAUGAUUUUUAUUAAUUAAUUUUAUUUUGAUUUUUUUUAUUUGAUUUUUUCUGAUGGCAGAUGUAGUCAUGGUCGUGUGUUUCAAAUCACCGUCCUGCACAUAAGGAUCGUCCAGGUCAUGGCCAAGUCUGUCUAUCAGAAAAAAAGAAAAAAAAAAUCAAUUUUGCAUAUCUUGUAUCCAGACACUUGUAAUGCUUAAGACUGUUGAGCUCUACAGUAUAUGUGGGACCAUGUUUAGUGGAAUCUGUAUCCAUGUUCUUAACUGAGUGUGAAGCAGUGGUGUAUGUGCAGUAGCUGAUUAGCACGUUCACCGAUGAGACUGAGAGCAGCCAUCUUCUUGGACUGAUGAUCAUCAUUCUCUGAGGUGAAUCACGUGACAUACACACUGGCUUCCAGUGUCAAGAUUGAAAAUGACUAUUUAAAAAAAAGCCUUGUUGGAAUGAUAUUUAUUUUCCUACUUUAUUAUUUAAUGUUUUUUUUUUUUUUUUAUUUUAAUGCAUUAUUGUAGUUUUAAUUCGUUUACAGAUUUAAAAAGCAGUUCAGUCAUGGCUCCUAUUUGAACAUGAGCUCUAUGCCAAAAAAAAAAAAGAAAAAGAAAAAAAAAAAAGAGCUGACACUCUGGUGACUGAAUGGGACCCAUGUCAUGACUCUGUGCUGGCCAUAGGGGAACAAGGUUGGUCAUUCAGGUCAGGUGAUGUACUUUAUGGGUGUUACAAGGGACCACAACAAAACUCUAGCUUCAUAUUGACACACUUUCUGGUUUAAAAAAAAAAAUAAGGUUGCCAUUUCAGCUGCUAGUUGUGCUCGUUCAAAGCUGGGUUUUGUGCACAUUAUUGAAGUCUGAGCAGGUGUAGUCACAGUAAAACAAACACUAGCAUUAAGUGCGCUCACAGUGAUGUUUUUGAUGGUUUUGCACUAGUUUAAAGGAUAAUACAAAUUUUCCUUAAGAUGGCUGGCUAAAUGUAGACAAAUUCUAAUCGUAGUCAAUGUCAGCUAUUAUCUUCAUGCCGUAUAUUUCUUUUAUGUUAUUAUUUAUUGUUUUUGUGUUCCUCUUUUAAAGGCGUCACCUCUGAUAUUAUAUAAUAGAGAAAGGAUGACAUGUCUCAAAGGAGACAUGUCAUGUUGUUUGUGUUGGUUUCAGCUGUAGUUCGUCUUUAAAGCCCUUAAAAAAUUGAUUAAAGUAAAUCUUAGGUGGCAAUAAAUUUUUACAACUAAAUAAGCGACAAUAGUAAUUAUUUAGUAUUUCAUCAGAACUGUGCGGGUGUGGUUUGAUCAGAUUUGAUUGACACUGUCUGGAAACGUUAGCAACAACAUCCCCACUACUGUCAUCAGAUUAUGGUACAAAUGUUGCCACAUCCAGAUUAGUGCAUGAAAACAUGUGACAUCCAAUUUCAACUCAAAUAACCAAAACGCUGAAAAAAGAAAUAUGAGGGGAACAUCGAUAUAUACACUUAAACUCUAUAGAACCAAAUUAAAAAAGUCCCAGUAGACUUCGUUCUCUUACAUCUACGAUCAAGCCAAUCUGUGAGAAUCGGUAGACUAGCGCAGAGCCACGGUCACUGAGCAGGGUUUUCAUGCUGGUGUUUGUUUUAUCCAUACCUGGUAGACAGGUGCUGGUUUGGUGCCAGUAACUUCGAUGAGAUAACCGGUGGUUUAAGAUUGUUUCUGCAAAUUUUUGUGCACAUUGAAAAACUCAAUAUAGAGAUUAACUUGGAACCAGGGCUGGGUUCAGUUCGCUAUGAAGCAAUUUGAUUGAGAAAAUUCCCUUUCUUAAAAAUUAAAUCUUUGCAAACUGAUCAUCUUAACUUUUUUUUUUUUUUUUAAUUACAAAAUUAUAAGGAUUUUUUUUUUUUUUGCUCCUUUUUUUUUAGCAAUUGAACCUGGUCCUGUUUGCAAAAGACAAGUGAAUCUAUAUAUUGUUCUGGAUUGAUAAGAGUGAAGCACAGACCAGAAAAAGAGAUGCUUUAUUUUUCAGUGUCAAUAGCUAUGUUAAGAAUUCCAAACUAUGCAAUAAUCUCACACACAAAGGAUUCACAGCAACACAGAAAUUGACCUUUAUUUCAUUCAGUGCCAGCUGAUGCUGUGUGAAUAAAGCAGCAGCAUGUGUGCUCUCAUACUGCACUCACAGUGUGAAGGCAUUGCUCCUCUGUAUCGCUUUCUGUUUCUGUGGUUUGUGUAAACUGGUGUUUCUUUUGUUCUGUGAACCUGAUCAUUUCUCUUGUGUCAUUUGGUGCAAAAGGACAGCAGUUCUGAAGGAAUCACUUGGGAAGUUAAGAGCUAUAGUCACACUGUAGUAUAUCCUAGCUUACUAUUUUAUGUUAAAUAUGCACUUUGCAUCUUAACCACUAUAAAGGGCAUUGAAACAUUCAGCACAUGUGCAACUGAGACAUGUUUUAUUUACCCAGUGAAUGGAAAUCAGUUUGAAUAUUUCGCAUCCUGAAGGGUCAGGGCUUCUUCAUGUACUAUUGAUACAUAUGUCUGUAUCUUGGUUGUCCAUGGGUAAAUCCAAAACCCAACAGCUGCUGCUAAACUGUUACUUCCCUGUAUGAUGCUGUCCAGAUGCCCGUCUACUGUGGCCACUCCGAUCUGUCAACACACAGUCAGCUCAGCAUCAGUUCGCAUUUGCAUUUAAGCAUUUUAAUGUCUAUCUCAUGUCUUCAUAUUUAUUUUCUAUGAACAUUCCUUGUGUCAAAUAUAUUUGGCAAGGGCAAAUUGACUGUUUCCUCACCAAGUCAAAUGUAACGGUAAUUUCAGAGAAUGUACCUGUACACUGAAUGUCUGUUUCGACGAGAACAUGCCCGAGUUAGGUGACCCGUGAAGGCUUAUUGGGGAAAAACAAAAGCGAGAGAAGUAUAAGGCUUUCGAUUUCUUUCUGUUUUAGAUUUUAAUUCAACUAUAGGGUGCUUAAGGUGGUACUGGAGUAUUGUUAAAUUGACCCGUGGUGACUUUUGUGAAACUGUUUCUCCUGUCAAUACCAGAGACUAAAGACUCCCACACUCCUGGCACUUCAUGGUACUCUUUCCUCUCAAGACUUGAAAUAGAUUGAUAAAUGUUGUUGCGCUUAAACAAAAUCAAAAAGCUUCAGUGACUAGUAAAGUUUAUUUUGUAUUCAUAUAUAAGUGACAGUUAUUUUACUAUCGGAUUCAAAAAGUUAUCAAGGAUUUAAGGAGAUUACUGAAGUUGCUGAUACAGAUGCUAUGUAACGCAUGAUUGACCCUUGUGAAUCACUUGCACUUUAGAAUAUACCCAUAUACAUAUAUACCCAUACUGUGUAUAUGUUUGGGUUUUUCCUCUGUACUGAAAAGUCAUGAAAGAUACAAAUGCAUCAAUUGUGUGUCUUUUGCUGAUCAGAAAUAAAAUAUUUAUCAUA